Falco peregrinus (peregrine falcon) is the source of this 636-nucleotide messenger RNA. Its product is annotated as homeobox protein not2. The record is from RefSeq and is a predicted model, not a curated record. Gene Ontology annotation, biological process: regulation of DNA-templated transcription; central nervous system development; neuron differentiation. NCBI's taxonomy places the organism in Eukaryota, Metazoa, Chordata, Aves, Falconiformes, Falconidae. Gene Ontology annotation, molecular function: DNA binding; DNA-binding transcription factor activity, RNA polymerase II-specific.
AUGCCGGCCCCGGCCCCGCCGCCCGCCGCCCGGCCCGGCCAGGCCUUCACCAUCGCCGCGCUGCUGGGGCGCGCCUCGCCGGCCCCCCCGCCGCCCCCGCCGCCCCCGCCGCCGCUCUGGGGAUCGCCCCCGCCCGCCGCCCGCCGCUCGCCGCUCUGCGCCGCCUGCUGCGGGGGGCCGCCCCCCGCCUGGGCCGCCCGCCUCGGGGCCACAGGCUUCCUGAUCUCCAAGUGCUGCUUCCCCAUCUUCAAAGCCAAGACUGGCAAAGCCAAGCGGGUCCGGACCAUCUUCACCAACGACCAGCUGGCCCGGCUGGAGAAGGAGUUUGCACGGCAGCAGUACCUAGUGGGCAUGGAGAGGUGCCUGCUUGCCUCCUCCCUGCACCUCACUGAAGAACAGGUGAAAGUCUGGUUCCAAAACCGGAGGAUCAAGUGGAGGAAACAAAGCCUGGAACAGCAACAAGCCAAACUGGCCAAAAUGGGUUUGGCCACACCGCAGCGGAGCCCUGACUCACAGAGCCACCACACUGAGGAAGACAAGGACUUCCCAGCAGAGCCGGAGGAUGGCCGGGAGGACAUGUCCUUGUCCCCAGGCUCAGGGACAGCACCUGCACAGACUGUGUCAAAGCGCUGCUGA